AUGCUGUAUACUUUAGCGGGAGGGGGCACACUCUGCGGUGUGGCUGCCCUGGUGCUUCUCAUUGUUUCUACGGCAACAGACUUCUGGAUGCAGUAUCGAUACUCGGGUAGCUCAGCUAAUCAGGGGCUCUGGAGGUUCUGCAUCAACCACAAAUGUCACGCCCACACCAUAACUGUUGCCUUCUGGGAUGCCACACGGGCCUUCAUGUUGCUGGCGGUGCUGAGCUGCUUCGCCGGCGUGGUGCUCGGCCUGAGUGCCUUCACGAACGGCACCAAGAACCGGAGGGUCCGCACAGGCGGCAUCGCCCUGGUCCUGUCAGGUUUUCUUGCUCUGCUGGCUUUGGCUAUUUACACCGGAGUGACAGUCACUUUCUUUGGCAAACGCUUCUUGGACUGGCGCUUUUCGUGGUCCUACAUCAUCGGCUGGGUGGCCAUCAUUUUGGCUUUUGCUGCAGGUGUGUUCCAGCUGUGUGCUUACCAGCGGACUGCUGCACAACCCGCUCCUUCAAAUCACCCGGACAGCUGA
Messenger RNA from Cyclopterus lumpus (lumpfish), 525 nucleotides. It is a transcript of the gene lim2.2, whose product is annotated as lens intrinsic membrane protein 2.2. Gene Ontology annotation, molecular function: structural constituent of eye lens. The transcript is spliced from 4 exons. Bases 1 to 525 code for a protein of 174 amino acids. Gene Ontology annotation, cellular component: plasma membrane. NCBI's taxonomy places the organism in Eukaryota, Metazoa, Chordata, Actinopteri, Perciformes, Cyclopteridae. The record is from RefSeq and is a predicted model, not a curated record.